AUGGCUCUCUCUACUUCAACUGCUGCUGCUCUUCUUCAAUUGUUGAUUUUGGUUCUCGAUUUGUGCUGCCCAUUUGUGCUCGGUUCUCAAAGGAGGGCUCGUUAUGCUAGGAAGAAGAAAGCCCCUUCUCGUUUCAGUUUUGCUUCGGAUGAACCCAAAGGGGGGCUCUUUGGUUGGGUGAUGAUAGUCGUCAUGAUUUCAAUGACGAUAUAUAUCAUGGCAAGAAAACGGAAAGCAACGGACAAGGACACCGACAAAGGCAAGGGAAAGAGUGUCGGUAGUAGUACAAACAAAAAGAAGGCGAAGGGAAAAGGCAAGGGAAAAGGAAAGGGAAAGACGGGGUUGCGUGACGAGCCAACGGAUUCCGAAACCGAAUCGGAGCAUAACACGAGGGAGGCGGAGGCGGAGGCGGAGGAGGAACCGGCGAGAAGAGUUGUGAGGAUGCCACGGUCACAUUCAUGCGGCAUUUUUGGAGCUAAGAUACCAACAAGACCUCGACGGAUCAAUAUCUCCGAUGGACAUAUUGAAGAUAAUGAGGCAAAAAAGACUUUGCUUGCGAUUAUUCGGGCAAGAUGGCCUUUGGGUAAGUACACGUUUAGUGACAUAGACGCGGCUUACCCAAAGUGGCUCGGUCUAAGGGUUGAGGAGUUUCUCAAAUAUUAUAGGCAAUUGAAAGGUCAAAGCCGUUCACAAGCCAAAGCUAUCAUUGAAGAUCACAUAAAGGUCACAAUCAAAAGGACCAUGAAUGAAUUGAAGAGGAGGAUCGAGAGGAAGUCAAGGGAGGAAGGGGUUUCGAAGUUGGCUUUGAAACCGGAAUAUUGGAAUAUCAUUUUUUGGAAAGAUCUUCUCAAGUAUUGGGACACGGAUGAAGGCCACUUGCAUAGGUCGGAAGUUGGAGCUGCUAAUCGGCAACGCGUGGAAAGGUUGCAUAGCGCGGGUGCUCGCUCCUUCAACCGUGUGCGCGAGAACAUGAAAAAGAAAUUGUCUAAAAGUCCGACAAAGCUUGAGGUGUGGGAUGAAUGCCACACUAGGAUCACCUCCACUCCCGAGAGCCGGAUAUAUACUACCCCCGCCGCUAUGCGCAUUGCGGAACGAUAUGCCUCCAUUCUUGAUCGUAUGCCGGUGGAGGUUACUCAAACGGGGGAGCGGGAUGAGCCUUGGGAUUGGUGGAUGGAAGCAAUGGAGGUUCCCCAAGGCGAGAGGCUAAAAAAGAACUAUGUUGUGGGGUUCCCCAAAGCUCGAGCUAGUGAUUUGAUCCCAACACUAGCCACGCGCUAUAGGGAUUCCACCCGUGGCGGCGCCGGCUCAUCCUCAUCCGCUCCAACACAAAAUCCGGUGGUUCCCGAUUCCAUCUUCCUCCCGAUUGUCCGCAAUGUGCUCAAUGAAACCCGUGCCAAUCCUCUGCAAUUUGCUCGUCGCCUAUCGGAUGAGGAGAUAACAACCUUUGCACGCACAGCCCUCGAGGCGUCCGAUCCAGCCGCUGACCCGGCUCGGAGGGCGGAAUGGAAUAACCUUCUUGGCGGCGAGGUUGUGCAUAUUGUAGGGACAUUGCUCGAGGAUGUCCUCCAAAAAAUGGAUGCUCGUGCUAAAAUGGCAACUGCGCAAGAGGGAGAGAAAGAUUACACGGAUGUGGACGAGGACACGGAUGGAAACACGGAUGAUGAGGGUGAAGGCGAAGCCGGCGGUGAAGGUGGUGGGGAAGGCGGUGGUGAAGGCGGUGGUGAAGGCGGUGGUGAAGAUGGUGGCGAAGGCGAUGGUGAAUCAUCCGAUGUUUCUUUGACCGAUUAGUGUAAUUUAUAAUUUAAUUUUAACGGAUGGUAUAUAUUAAGACAAUGGUUGGAUUUGGAUUGUGGUGAAUGUUUGUGUUUUGAAUUGUUUGAAUGUUUGGAUUUGUAAUUAGAAUGUUUGAAUUUGUAAUUAUAAUGUUUGGAUUUGGUUUAUUUAGAAUGGUUUCGUUUAAUUUUGUUGUUGGUAUUUCGUUUAAUUUUGUUUAUUUAGAAUGGUUUCGUUUAAUUUUGUUGUUUGGAUUGUGGCUGGUAUGGUUUUGGUAUGGUUCUGGUUUGGAUUGUGGUUGGAAUGGAUUGGAAACUGCAGAUUCUGCUGCAAUCUUUUUA
This is a messenger RNA of Daucus carota subsp. sativus, 2114 nucleotides long. RefSeq lists its product as uncharacterized. The record is from RefSeq and is a predicted model, not a curated record. The coding region runs from base 1 to 1788 and encodes 595 amino acids. NCBI's taxonomy places the organism in Eukaryota, Viridiplantae, Streptophyta, Magnoliopsida, Apiales, Apiaceae. The transcript is spliced from 7 exons.